GUGAAGUCGAGUGUCAAAAGAGAUUGUCUGUCACUGUCAAACCGGUUGUCAAUCUCCUCUGAAGUCAGGCGGCGCAGAACCAAGCGAAAAUGUCCUUAAUUCGAAACAUUCAGAGACAAAUAUUGCCUUUUGUGCGGCCCGGAAUAGUACGAAGCCUUUCUACGACACCUUCGUGCAACAUUAAGGAAAUUCAAGUUGGACAGGAGAAUAACGCGAUCGUCAUCAAAGCAGUCUCCAUGGAAUCUCCAAGGUCUGCAAAAUUAAUGAAAGAUGUUUGUCAACCGAAUUUUUGUCCAGAGUGCACACUAGGAUUGAAUAUCAAGCACACCGACGUCCUCGUACUCAGUCAGUUCGUCCGGUCUGAUGGCUGCAUGCUCCCUCGCCGGAUCACGGGCCUUUGCAAAAGACAACAGAAGCGAAUAGGGACAAUGGUCUCUAUGGCACAGAAAGCUGGCCUCAUGCCAAAUCUAACCCCAGAGAACAGCAAGAAGGACCCAAAGAAGCGACGGGAGUGGAAGAAGUUCAACAAAUAUUUCGAUGAGAAUACCAUUAAGUGUAAGAAUUGUUAGGCCAAACAUUUAAUGUAAACAGUUUUAUUGAAUAAAGUAACUAAUUGAAGACAAA
Molecule: messenger RNA, 624 nt
Organism: Hermetia illucens (black soldier fly)
Lineage: Eukaryota; Metazoa; Arthropoda; Insecta; Diptera; Stratiomyidae
Gene: mRpS18A
Product: 28S ribosomal protein S18a, mitochondrial
Exons: 2
Coding region: 90-569 (159 amino acids)
Biological process (GO): mitochondrial translation
Cellular component (GO): ribosome; mitochondrial small ribosomal subunit
Molecular function (GO): structural constituent of ribosome; small ribosomal subunit rRNA binding
Source: RefSeq, a predicted model, not a curated record